GGGCCAAAGCACAUACCCCUCACCAUCAUGCCGCUCACAUACUCAACCAUCCCGCUCAGAGUCAAUGGCGUGCGACUCGAAAUCUCCACCAUCCACAACAACAAGCUCGACUCCAACCCACCAAUCGUCUUCCUGCACGGCUUCGGCUCCUGUAAAGAAGACCUAGCCGACAUAAGCGUGCAUCCUUCGUUCCAGGAAUAUGCCUAUCUGGCCUUCGACGCUCCGGGAUGCGGACAUUCACAUACCGACGACCUCUCCGUCGUUGACAUCCCCUUCCUAGUCGCCACCGCGGAAGCGGUCCUCGCGCAUUUCGACAUUGAUCGGUUUCACCUCAUGGGCCAUUCCAUGGGCGGACUUACUGCCCUCUUACUGGCACAUCAGCACCCCGAUCGUGUGCUAAGCUUCGUCGACAUUAAAGGGAAUCUUGCCCCCGAGGACUGCUUCCUUAGUCGUCAGAUUUUCCAGUUCCCGGCUGAUGAUCCUGAGGCGUUUAUGGAUGCUUUCAUUGCUCGUACGGCGACGGCAGAGUCGUAUGCUAGUCCGUUGUAUGCGAGUACGCUGCGCGCGAGGGUCCGGUCGGGUGCUGUGAGGCCGAUCUUUGAGUCGAUGGUUAGGUUGUCAGAUGAGGAGGAUCUGAUGGGCAUGUUUUUGAGGCUGCCGUGCAGGAAGAUGUUUAUGUUCGGGGAGGAGAAUCAGGGGUUGUCGUAUUUGCCGAGGUUGGAAGGAGAGGGAGUGGACUUGGCGAUGAUCGUCGAGAGUGGGCAUUUUCCCAUGUAUUCGAAUCCGGUCGAGAUGUAUCGCAAGAUUGCUACUUUUUUGGGGAGUAGGGUAUGAGGUGUUGUUAGAUUGGUGUGGUAGAUUAUAUGUAGA
Aspergillus vadensis CBS 113365 is the source of this 870-nucleotide messenger RNA. RefSeq names its product alpha/beta hydrolase. Lineage: Eukaryota; Fungi; Ascomycota; Eurotiomycetes; Eurotiales; Aspergillaceae. The transcript has a single exon. The record is from RefSeq and is a predicted model, not a curated record. Bases 28 to 834 code for a protein of 268 amino acids.